Molecule: messenger RNA, 3294 nt
Organism: Penicillium waksmanii
Lineage: Eukaryota; Fungi; Ascomycota; Eurotiomycetes; Eurotiales; Aspergillaceae
Product: cation-translocating P-type ATPase
Exons: 1
Coding region: 1-3294 (1097 amino acids)
Biological process (GO): sodium ion export across plasma membrane; proton transmembrane transport; intracellular potassium ion homeostasis
Cellular component (GO): membrane
Molecular function (GO): ATP hydrolysis activity; ATP binding; P-type sodium:potassium-exchanging transporter activity
Source: RefSeq, a predicted model, not a curated record
AUGGACCCAAGCUCCACCCACAGCAAGCUCGAUGAGAUCCAAACUGAGGUCGAUAUCGAGGCAGUUGACGUGGAGCGUACGGGACGUUCCACCCGGAUUGCCUUCGAGGAUGGUUCGACCACCGAUGCCGAAGUCAACCGUUCUAUCUAUCGACCUCCCGGGUUCAGGCGCACUCGUUCCCUCAGCCAAGAUACCAUCCACAGCACUCGCAGCAGCAGUCAGACGGCAGCAGCAGCCAAUGCUGGUUUCCCCAUCGAAUUCCGCACUCUUUCGAUCCAGAUCUCCGAAUCGCAGAAUGCUCCCAAGCAAGUUGUCGAGGAAUUGCCCAAGGAGAAACUGCCCAACCAAGACUACUUCGAAACUCUCGACUUCCACUCGAUCCCCGCGGAUAAGGUGUGCCAGGAAUUCAAUGUCGAUCAGCGCACCGGGUUGAGUAGCAGCGCAGCCGCCCAGCGUCUCCAACGGGACGGGAAGAAUGUCAUCGCCCACCACCGUGAGAACUAUGUCAAGAAGAUCUUCUUCUAUGUCUUUGGUGGAUUCUGCUCUGUCCUGUGGGUGGGAGUCGUCAUCUUCUUCAUCUGUUGGAAGCCUCUCAGCAACCCACCGUCUCCUACCAACCUUGCCAUGGCCGUUCUCAUCUUGAUCGUCAUUGCAUUGCAAGCCAGCUUUUCCGCAUUCCAAGACUGGUCCACGAAACAAGUGAUGAACUCGAUUUUGGACCUUCUCCCCUCGGAAGCCUUGGUGAUGCGUGAUGAGAAGCUGGUUCGUGUUACCGCGACCGACCUCGUGGCUGGCGAUAUUGUGCAGAUCAGCGUGGGAAAUAAGGUACCAGCGGAUAUGCGUUUGCUGCAGAGCUCGGGUGAUGUUCGAUUUGACCGUGCAAUUCUCACUGGCGAGUCUGACGAGAUCGACGGGGCUACCGAUGCUACCGAUGCAAACUUCCUGGAGACGCGCAACAUCGCCAUGAUGGGAACACUGGUGACAAAUGGCAAUGCUAUUGGAAUUGUUGUGCUGACUGGAAGCAACUCUGUUAUGGGCCGUAUCGCGAAGAUGACUGCUGGCGUCAAGCAAAAGCCCACCCUGAUCCAGAAGGAGAUUACUCGGUUUGUUACCAUUAUUGUCAUUUUGACAGUUUGCCUCGCCCUUUUGAUCUUAUUCACCUGGUUGGGCUGGCUGCGAAAGGAUCACCCAACAUACAUGAGCGUUGUUGCCAUGCUCAACAACGUCAUGGGAUGUGUUGUGGCAUUCAUUCCCGAAGGUGUUCCUGUUGCGGUCGCGUUGACUCUCAUGAUGAUCGCCAAGCGCAUGAAGAAGACCAAUAUCCUGCCAAAGGGCCUCGCAACAGUCGAGACUCUCGGUUGCGUGAAUGUCAUUUGCUCCGACAAGACCGGUACUCUCACCCAAAAUCGCAUGUUCGUCAAGUCUGUUGGCAUGGUCGAUUGGGAAUAUAGUCUCGAUGAUCUAGCCUCUGGUAUGGAGAUCUCCCAUGGUCUGGCCAACAUGAUGCGCGCUUCAGUUCUGUGCAAUGAUGCGACAUAUGAUCCGACAACCUUGGACCGACCUAUCCACGAUCGCAUUGUCAACGGCAAUGCCACCGACGCAGCUGUUCUACGUCUUGCAGAUGGCGCUGGCGCCGCAUCCCCGAAGAACCUUGCAUCGUAUGAUCGCGUGCACCAAAUUCCGUUCAACUCGAAGAACAAGUGGAUGUUGACCAUGCACAAGGAUCCAACAGGCGCAGAAGGAUAUUUGGUCUAUGUCAAGGGUGCUCCGGAUGUCCUUUUGCCUCGCUGCAAUUCCUACUGGUCGGCAAUUCACAGCGCUGUCAGACCAAUGGAUGACGAGGCCCGUCAAAAGUUCUCCGCUUUCCAGGCCAAGUUGUCUCGCCGUGCGGAGCGUGUCAUCGUUCUCUGCCAGCGCCGCUAUAUCCCCAGACAGGAGGUUGGCUCCAAUGAGUUUAGUGAUGAAAUCAUGAACUCUGGGGCACACGACUUGACAGUUCUUGGUAUUUUUGGUAUCAUUGAUCCUCCCCGACCGGAAACAGCCCAAACCGUCGCUGCAUGCCGCCGCGCUGGCAUUCGUUUCUUCAUGGUUACAGGUGACUUUGGUCUUACCGCAGCUGCUAUCGCCAGGGACAUCGGUAUCUAUGACGGUGCUGCCGAACCAGAUACUAUCGAUGAUGUUCGGGAUCACGAUUUGGAAGAAAAGACUCCUCGUUCGAGACACAGUCUGCUUCUUGAGGGUACCAGCCUCUCUUCGCUGACACACGAUGAGUGGGUCACAAUUUGCGGCUACGAUGAGAUUGUAUUUGCUCGUACUAGUCCUGAGCAGAAGCUUCGGAUUGUCUCGGAGCUCCAGGCCAAAGGAAACAUUGUUGCUGUUACCGGUGACGGUGUCAAUGAUGCUCCCGCUCUUCGUUCCGCAGAUGUUGGCGUUGCCAUUGGCUCUGGCAGCGAUGUAGCCAUUGAAGCAGCCGAUUUGGUUCUACUGGGUGGAUUUGACUCAAUUGUGGAGGCUAUUCGCCUUGGUCGACUCGUCUUCCAGAACCUGCAAAAGGUUAUCGCCUACCUCCUCCCCGCAGGAAGUUGGUCCGAAAUUUGGCCUGUGCUCAUGAACGUCUUCUUCGGAGUACCUUCUCCCCUGAGCACAUUCCUGAUGAUCAUUAUCUGUGUCUUCACCGAUCUCUUUGUCUCUCUUUCGAUCAUCAUGGAAAAAGAAGAAUUCGACCUGCUCAGCAUCCCGCCUCGUCGUCCCAAAGAAGACCAUCUCAUCAACCUCCGCAUUUAUGGCCAAUCCUAUCUCUUCGUUGGUGUUAUGGAGGCUUUCAGUGCCCACGCCAUGUUUUUCCUCUACAUGUGGAAAGCAGCCGGGAUUCCCUUCUCCGAUCUUGUUUUCUCCUUUGAAAAAUUCGGAGCUGGUUUCCACGGCUACUCGCAAGACCAACUGAACCACUUUGUCAAUACCGGCCAGUGUGUCUACUUCGUCACGCUGGUCAUCAUGCAAUGGGGCAACGUUCUCUCAGUCCGCAGCAAGCGCAUGUCUAUUCUCCAAGCCGAUCCAAUCCGUCCCGCCCGCCGCAACCCCUGGCUUCCUUUCGCGAUGCUCAUUUCUCUAAUCAUCGCUAUCUUCGUCACUGAAGUCCCCGGUAUCCAGUCACUCUUCCAGACGGCCUCUGUGCCAAUCCAGUACUGGUUCAUCCCUCUCGGCCUUGCACUUGGUGUUCUCGUUAUGGACGAGUUGCGCAAAUUGCUGGUCCGCCUGUUCCCCAAGGGACCGGUUGCAUGGGCUUCGUGGUAG